UUCACUUUGACUACCUCAGGUUUAAACCUUCCACAGAAGUGUUGUGUUUCAUUCUGCUUUAGCCUGCUCUUUCCCUCCACUCCACUCCCCUCUCUCUCUCUUUCUCUUUCUUUCUGUGUCCUCAUCAUCACCUUCUGUCUUCGCAACCUCCUCGCUUGACCAGGAAAAGCUCCAUUCUGACCAUCCUCUACACUCUUGAGUGAGACCAGCUCCUUCGAUUCUGUACAUUUUCCUCUAACGAGAGUCGAACCACAGCCAGCAAAAUGGAGGCGAUCAAGAAGAAAAUGCAGAUGCUGAAGGGGGACAAGGAAAAUGCCUUUGAUCGUGCAGAGCAGGCCGAGUUGGACAAGAAGGUGUCGGAGGACAAGUGCAAGCAGUUGGAAGAUGAGCUGCUGGGGCUGCAGAAGAAACUCAAGGGCACAGAGGAUGAAGUGGACAAGUACUCCGAGGCCCUCAAAGAUGCCCAGGAGAAACUGGAACUGUCUGAGAAGAAGGCCACAGAUGCUGAGGGUGAAGUGGCUGCUCUGAACCGCAGGAUCCAGCUAAUCGAGGAGGAGUUGGACCGAGCCCAAGGGAGACUGGGCACCGCGCUCCAAAAACUGGAAGAAGCAGAGAAACAAGCUGAUGAAAGCGAGAGAGGUAUGAAGGUGAUUGAGAACCGUGCUAUGAAAGAUGAGGAGAAAAUGGAAAUUCAGGAGCUACAGCUUAAGGAGGCCAAACAAAUUGCUGAAGAUUCUGAUCGCAAAUACGAUGAGGUGGCUCGUAAGCUGGUGGUCAUAGAGGGUGAGCUGGAGAGAGCAGAGGAGAGGGCAGAGGUUUCUGAACUCAAAAGCGGAGAUCUGGAGGAGGAACUUAAAAAUGUAACUAACACCCUGAAGUCCCUUGAAGCCCAGGCUGAGAAGUACUCAGACAAAGAAGACAAGUAUGAGGAAGAGAUCAAUCUUCUCAAUGAGAAACUGAAAGAGGCAGAGACACGUGCUGAGUUUGCAGAGAAAACUGUAUCCAAACUGGAAAAGACUAUUGAUGAUCUUGAGGAGAACCUAGGGCAUGCAAAAGAAGAGAACUUGAAUUUGAACCAAGUCUUGGAUCAAACACUUCAAGAACUCAACAGCUUGUGAAUAACAAAAAAUGGAAACCAUCACAACGAACAACAUUCCAAAUGUGUACGUGUGUGUGUCUGUGUGCACGCAUGUGUCUGUGUGUGUGUGUGUGUGUGUGUGUGUGUGUGUGUGUGUGUGUAGGUUUGGGUGUGUUUGUGGUUAAAUUUUACCGCUCUGUUGUGUUGCCUGAGUCAUGCUCUUCUAUUUUUAUUCCAUAUCCACCCACACAUUUUCUUUAUGUUGCCAAGUGACCCAUUAUUAUAUAUUAUAUCACAAAAGGUGAUGAUGCUAUUGACUCCUUCACACCUGCCAUGCAUAAUACCCAACGUUUAACAAACAUAUUUUGAUCCAAUGGGCCUAUUCCCCACAUCACCGCAUCCUUUGGGCCUCUUGUUACCCCAGGCCUGGGACAUUUUCCCCAGUUACAGACCAUAAUGAUAGUGUUUCCUGCAUUAAUGUGUCCAUUCCACAUUCCUGUAUUUAUUUAUUUCACAUCCGUGCGUAUCAGGAGUCUACGAAACGCCAUUAAACAUGGCAUUCAAACAAAGGAAAACAUCUAUGAUGCAUUAUUCACACUUACAGAAUUCAGGUUAUAUUAGAUCUACAGUGAUGCGUGGUAUGUUUAAGGGAUUGUUUUUCCAGUUUCAGUGGUUAAUAUGAAGUCACUGAAAAGUGUCAAAUGAAGUUUUUUUUUUCCCCUCAAUCGCUUUUCUGGAAAUUAUGGCUCUGUUUUGUACUUUUUAAACCACAAUAAACUUUUCUUUUCUUUUUUA
Pangasianodon hypophthalmus (striped catfish) is the source of this 1873-nucleotide messenger RNA. It is a transcript of the gene tpm4b, whose product is annotated as tropomyosin 4b. Gene Ontology annotation, molecular function: actin filament binding. Gene Ontology annotation, biological process: actin filament organization; muscle contraction. NCBI's taxonomy places the organism in Eukaryota, Metazoa, Chordata, Actinopteri, Siluriformes, Pangasiidae. The coding region runs from base 264 to 1118 and encodes 284 amino acids. The transcript has 9 exons. Gene Ontology annotation, cellular component: actin filament. The record is from RefSeq and is a predicted model, not a curated record.